CACUCACUCCACCAGCAGGGGCUAUGCUGGACAUGUUCUUACGACUCGCCGACUUCACUUCCUCUGCAGAGGGUCGGCACCAAGUACUUGAAGUAGGGUAGAUGCCAACUCGAACCCAAAAGACUCAUCGCAUCUACCCGUCAAGGUCACGCAACCGUCAAGCCGAGGAUGUUUUCCAAAUUUCUCCGAAUUCAUCCUUCUUUAGGUCUCUCACACGCGACUUCGCGUGGGGCCGCUGUCACCAAGCCGCUCGUGGCAUUGGAGAGCACCAUCAUCACGCAUGGCUUGCCCUUUCCCGCUAACUUGGAAACUGCCAAAGCUUGCGAAGAAGCGGUGAGGGACGUCGGAGCUGUGCCUGCUACCAUUGCUCUUCUAGAUGGCUUUGCAAAUGUAGGGCUCGCGCCUGGUCAGCUGGAGCGGCUAGCUGCGUGUGGCAAUAAAGGCGGAUCGAAAAAGAAGGAAGAAGUGGUCAAAGCUGGCAGAAGAGAUCUUGCUGCGGUGCUGGCUCGUCCUGAUGUCAUUGGUGGGACUACCGUGAGCGGAACUAUGGUCCUGGCUCAUCUCGCUGGCAUCGAGAUAUUCGCUACUGGGGGCAUCGGCGGCGUACAUCGAGGCGCACAGGAUUCUAUGGACAUCUCUUCUGAUCUGACGGAGCUUGGCAGAACGCCAGUGUCCGUGUUCAGCAGUGGUGUCAAGUCCAUCUUGGACAUUGCGCGCACUCUCGAGUAUCUCGAGACGCAGGGAGUUGGUGUGAGCUCCUUCAACCGCUCCGGAGAGUUUCCAGCCUUCUACUCUGCCAAUUCAGGUCAUUACGUGCCUGCUGUGAACUCUCCACGACAGGCAGCUGAAAUACUCUAUGCGGCUAGAACACUGGGACUAGACUCAGGUCACCUCUUUGGAGUUCCGAUUCCAUCCCAAUUCGAGCCAGCUGGUCAAGCAAUUAGCUUGGCGGUCGAACAGGCAGUGCGCGAAUCUGAAGAGAAUGGCAUCGCCAAAUCGGGCAAGGAUGUAACUCCCUGGUUGCUCAAACGCGUCACUGAGCUGUGUCCACAAGCUCUCGAAAACAACACAGCGUUGGUCAUCAACAAUGCGAAGGUGGCCGCGCAGACCGCUGUGGAGCUGCAAAAGAUACGAGCGGACAGAGAUACGAAAGUAUACCCAAGCGCGGUGCCCGACAAGCGGCGAUCUACUUGGCGGCAUUGCAGACACCGAGGCACUCGAAGACAGUAGUGCAGAUACGACCUCUCGGUUGGCUGCUCGGCUUUCAUCUCAACUUCCCCUCACCAUAGGGCUGGACGCCAACUUUCAGGAGGAAGCCCUAUCCAAGGUCGUAGAUUCUGUGUAUGAAGUGCAGACCAAGCGUCGGUCGCCUGCAGUGCUGUAUGAGCCUACUUCUGUUGCCAAGGCACCGAGGCUAAUAGGCGCACUCCACAAGAUCAAGGAGAAGUACGAGGAUGACCUGAACGUGAGGCACAUGGGCAUCAUCUGGG
Molecule: messenger RNA, 1490 nt
Organism: Ceraceosorus guamensis
Lineage: Eukaryota; Fungi; Basidiomycota; Exobasidiomycetes; Ceraceosorales; Ceraceosoraceae
Product: Indigoidine synthase A like protein
Exons: 4
Coding region: 169-1230 (353 amino acids)
Molecular function (GO): pseudouridylate synthase activity
Source: RefSeq, a predicted model, not a curated record